Molecule: messenger RNA, 1572 nt
Organism: Elephantulus edwardii (Cape elephant shrew)
Lineage: Eukaryota; Metazoa; Chordata; Mammalia; Macroscelidea; Macroscelididae
Gene: GPATCH3
Product: G patch domain containing 3
Exons: 7
Coding region: 1-1572 (523 amino acids)
Biological process (GO): negative regulation of RIG-I signaling pathway; negative regulation of type I interferon production; positive regulation of DNA-templated transcription
Molecular function (GO): nucleic acid binding
Source: RefSeq, a predicted model, not a curated record
AUGGCGGUCCCCAAUGAAGCAGAGGAGGGGGUUUUUUACUUGGUAGUGAGCGGUAUUCCUUCGGAAUUGCGAUCGGCCCAGCUACGGAGCUACUUUAGCCAGUUCCGGGAGCAGCGUGACGGUGGCUUUCUGUGUUUCCACUACCGACAUCGGCCUGAGCAGACCCCUUCUCAGGCUACUUCUGACUCUGCUCUAUCUCCCAGCGAUCCUGUAGCUGAAGGCCAUGUUCUCGCUCAAACGUCAGCCACCAAUGUCCCUGCUUUCUCCUCUCGGUACUCAACUCCGGUCCAGACUCGCACCUGCUGUUGCGUCAUCUCGGUACGAGGGGCAACUCAGGCCCGGAGGCUUCUUCGCAUGUACUCAGGCCGACAGUGGCUGGAUUCUCAAGGGACUUUGCUGCCUGGUCGCUGUCUCAUCCGCAGACUUCGGAUACCCACAGAGGCGUCAGGUUUAGUCUCAUUUCCCUUCAAGACCCGAAAGGAGCUACAAAGUCGGAAGGCUACAAGUGAAGCAUUCACCCUGGCUGACCUGAGACAACUACCAGAACUGAAUCCACCAGCGUUGAUGCCGAAUGGGAAUGUGGGGACUCCCCUGCGGGUCUUUUUGGAGUUCAUCCGAGCCUGCCGCUUACCACCCCGGAUCAUCACCCAGCUGCAGCUUCAGUUUCCCAAGACAGGUUCCUCUCGACGUUAUGGCAAUGUGCCCUUUGAGUAUGAGGACUCCGAGACUGUGGAGCAGGAAGAGCUUGUAUACACAGCAGAGGGUGAGGAAAUACCCCAGGGAGCCUGCCUCAACGAUACAUCACCCCGCCCUUGUGGUGAGCCAGAGGAAGAAGGGGAAGAGGAGGCGGAAGAGUCUCAUUCAGAUGACGAUGAUGACCGGUGUGAGGAGUGGGAGCGGCAUGAAGCGCUGCAUGAGGAUGUGACCAGGCAGGAACGUACAACUGAGCGGCUCUUUGAGGAGGAGAUCGAGCUCAAGUGGGAGAAAGGUGGUUCUGGCCUGGUGUUCUACAUUGAUGCCCAGUUCUGGCAGGAGGAAGAAGGAGACUUUGAUGAACAGACAGCUGACGACUGGGACGUGGACAUGAGUGUGUACUACGACAGAGAUGGUGGAGACAAAGAUGCCCGAGAUUCUGUCCAAAUGCGUCUGGAAAGAAGGCUCCGCGAUGGCCAGGAGCAUAGUUCAGUGAUUAAGCACCAAGUGGGCACCUUUGAGCGACACACUAAGGGCAUUGGGCGGAAGGUGAUGGAAAGGCAAGGCUGGGCCCCAGGCCGAGGCCUGGGCAGCAGGUGCUCAGGAGUACCUGAGGCCCUGGAUAGUGAUGGCCAGAACCCCAGAUGCAAGCGUGGAUUGGGGUACCAUGGAGAGAAGCUCCAGCCAUUUGGGCAGCUGAAGAGGCCUCGUGGAACUGGCUUAGGGCUCAUCUCCACCAUCUAUGAUGAGCCCCUGCCCCAGGACCAGCAAGAGUCACUGCUCCGCCGCCAGCCACCCACCAGCAUGAAAUUCCGGACAGAUAUAGCCUUUGUGAGGGGCUCCAGCAGCGCCUUGGACAGUGCCUCUGAACCAGAGUAA